ACUGUUGAUACAUCGCUGUUUGACAGGUCCAGCGCUAGCCGCUGACGUGUUUCAAGCAAUACAAAAACACGAACCCAUUUACCCUCACACAACAUAGUUCCAUAAAUUUAUCAGGCAAUGUGCGAAAUCGUGAUUUCGCCAACAAAAUAGCAUUACAAUCAUUUGGACUCCGAAUGAAAGUUGGCAACUACAAAAUAACAACUAUACCAACGGACACAGCCGCCAAUAGUGGGGAGUAGCGGCCACGGCAACAAUAAACGAAGUGGAAAGCCAGCCGCAUUAAACUGUAGCCGUGGCCACAUUCGACUGCAAACACGCAUUAAACACACACACAUUAAAAUUUCCAAUUCAUAUUGCCUAAGCCAGGGAGGACACAGGCAAAAAGAUGGCGCUACUGACGAUGAUUGCCCGGGUCAUAGAUGGUCUGCCACUGGUUGGCACCAUGCAGGACGAUGAGCAGAGCGGUCGCAGCAUCUUGGAUUAUCAAAAUCAAGCCAAAAUGUUAUUUCGCAAGCUGGGAACACACUCGCCAGCGCGGAGCAGCAUCGAAACAGGACCAUAUUUAUUUCACUAUCUUAUCGAGAACGAUGUUUGCUACUUGGUGAUGGUUGAUAAAAUGUAUUCGAAACGCUUGGCAUUCAACUAUCUGGAGGAUCUGGCGCAGGAGUUUCACACCAACUAUGGCCGGCGUGUCAAUUCGGUGACACGCCCAUACGCCUUCAUCGAGUUCGAUGUGUACAUACAAAAGGCGAAAAAGCAAUUGACAGACCGAAGACGAAACAUAAGCAACAUUAACACACAGCUACAGGACGUACAGCGCAUCAUGGUCCAAAACAUUGAUGAUGUACUGCAACGUGGCACAGUUUUGGCGGAGCUGGACACUAAAACGCAAAACCUGUCAAUGAUGUCGCAAAAGUAUAAGAAGGAUGCCAAAUUAUUAAAUCGCAAAUCGAUGUACGUGCAGGCGGCCGCCGUGGGCACCUUAUUUCUAGUGUUUAUACUAUAUUUUUGGGUUUUGUAAUAUAUGUACGUACGGUAGUUGCACUAGUUGUUAGUUGUCAAUAUGUAAUUGGCUCGAAAGCGGCACGCUUUAUCUUUCUCGUGUGACGUUGUAUUCGUUGCUUUCAACACGUCAUAGACAUUGUGAGCAGCGGAGCAACUGCGGCACCAACUGUGCUGCUCAUUUCAAAGGCCAAAAGACAUUUCAAUAUUUAAUAUAGUAAUUGUAUAACAGCAGCAGCAGCAACAACAGCCUAGAUAAUAAUAACCACUAAAUUGGGGGCAGAUUAUUUUGACAUGCUGCCCCGCUGCCCCGCUGCUUGCUUGAAUUUACCUUGCGUUGUGGGUUUAAAUUACAUUUUAUUUCCAAACAUACACAUGCGAACACGUUAAGCACACACACUCCCAAAGAGAGGCGAGAAGCAACUCCAUAAAACGGCGAUAAAACACGCAGUCCCCACUGACUACUGUUUAUGACAUUUGUUCAUAUCACAUCUAAUUGGCUUGCUUAACAUCAUGAAUGGAAUUAUCUUGCAGUUAUGGCAAAAUUAGUCUUAUUUGCUGUAUUUAUCUGUUUAUGGAGCCGGCCACAGGCAAAGCUAAGUUUUGUAAAUUAUCGUAAGCCCAAGCAAAUAUGUGUAUAAAUAGUUUGUAUAUGAUGCUAAUCAUCACUAUGACUAAUGAUGGAUAUCAAUAAAAUACUAUAUUAGGCAAUUUAAAACUAAUUAAUGAGCAAUUAACUCAAUCGAAAUGAGUUUACAAACCAAGAGUGGAGCCUUUAUAACUAUUAUUCCCCACUUCCAUUCC
Messenger RNA from Drosophila hydei, 1806 nucleotides. It is a transcript of the gene Sec22, whose product is annotated as vesicle-trafficking protein SEC22b-B. Gene Ontology annotation, biological process: retrograde vesicle-mediated transport, Golgi to endoplasmic reticulum; vesicle fusion with Golgi apparatus; endoplasmic reticulum to Golgi vesicle-mediated transport. The coding region runs from base 386 to 1021 and encodes 211 amino acids. Gene Ontology annotation, molecular function: SNAP receptor activity. The transcript has 5 exons. The record is from RefSeq and is a predicted model, not a curated record. NCBI's taxonomy places the organism in Eukaryota, Metazoa, Arthropoda, Insecta, Diptera, Drosophilidae. Gene Ontology annotation, cellular component: ER to Golgi transport vesicle membrane; Golgi membrane; endoplasmic reticulum-Golgi intermediate compartment.